Molecule: messenger RNA, 2826 nt
Organism: Scatophagus argus
Lineage: Eukaryota; Metazoa; Chordata; Actinopteri; Scatophagidae
Product: protein zyg-11 homolog
Exons: 14
Coding region: 196-2430 (744 amino acids)
Cellular component (GO): Cul2-RING ubiquitin ligase complex
Source: RefSeq, a predicted model, not a curated record
AGGAAGCGGUCAUAUUGUGACAGAUGACACUCGACCGUCAGCAGCAACGACUGUAAUCAAAACAGAAGACUUCAUAAUUUUUAUCGAAAGCGGAGAAAUUAAUUAAAACAAUGACGCCUUUUAACUCAAAUAUCUGCUGACUGACCCGUUACUGUUAUUAUUUUUUUAAUUUUCCUGUCGACUGACUUUCCUAGCAUGGAUUCUGAGGGCCCUCAGGCCCUGUGCGACCUCUGCUUGGCUCAGGUGUGCCGCAGCCUGGACGUUCUGUGCAGCAGGCGAACAGACGGCUCCAUGUGCCUCAGCCGGGCCCCAUUCUUCCCACAGGAGAUGGUUGACCAGUUACUGCAAAAGAUGGCAACUAAAGGAAUACUGAAUGACACAACUGUUGGAAUUUUCCGAAAUUGCAAAGAACUCCGUCUGCGCCGAGCGUCCAUCCGCUGCUGCCCAGUGUCUGCAGAAGCUUUUCUCCUGGCCCUCUGCCCUCACCGGCUCCAGGAACUGGAUGCCUCCUGGGUCUCUGGGGGUCUCACUGGGGCUAACAUCAUCUCAGGCUUGGCCUCCAACCCAGAGUGCAGAUCCAGCCUGCUGAGGCUGUCCCUCAAUGGACUACGUCUGGACUGGGAGUCUCUGGUUGAGGAUGGAGGGCCCUAUGUUGGCUUCAGCUCUCUGCAGGGCUUGAGAACUCUCAACCUCGCCAACACAGACCUGACUGAUGCUGUCCUUGAGGAUGUUUGCUCUCUCCCUCACCUGGAGAGCCUGGAUAUUUCCUGCAGCGCAGUCUCAAACCUCACAGCACUCCUUAAUUGCAAGAACACCCUGAUAUCUUUGAUUGCCCACCGGCUGCGACAGUUAGACAUGUCGCCUGCCAGGUUGCUCUUUGUCCUCAGCCAACUUCUGGCUCUAAGGCAUCUGGACUUUUCAGAUGACCAUAUUGCUGUGGAUGAUAGUGAUGGGAGAGAUGGGGAUGAGACAGUGCGGCAACUUCUGGAGGGAAGUCCCCAGGUUCUCCCUUCCCUUGUUUCUCUAGAUAUCUCUGGACGGAAGAGAAUCACUGAAGCAGCAGUCAGAGCAUUUGUGGAGGCCAGGAAUGGACUGGUCUUCUUUGGCCUGCUAGCCACUGGGACUAGUUCCUGUGACGCCCUGUUUUCACAGAAAAACCUAAAAGUAACUGGAGAGGCUAAUGAGAACCAGGUGUGUGAGGCCCUGAGAAGGUACAGUGACCGUGAGUGUUUCAUACGAGAGGCCCUCUUCCAUCUCUAUAACCUAAUCACUGACAUUGACAAACCACGACCAGAUAUGCUCAAGCUGGUGCUGAGCGGGAUGCGGAGCCACCCGACCUCCCUUCAUGUCUACCUGGUGGCCACAGCAUGUGUGUUCAACCUGACCACUCAGGACCUGGCAGAGGCCAUGCCUGUGAGCCUGCUUAGCUCCACUGUCACCCAGCUCCUGUACGCCAUGAAGACCUUCCCCAACCACCAGCAGAUGCAGAAGAACUGUCUGCUGGCUCUCUGCAGUGACUACAUCCUUCAGGAUGUCCCUUUUGACAAGUAUUUAGCAGCCACGCUGGUGAUUAACUGGCUGAGCAGCCACGAGGAUCCUACCCUUCAGAGGCUGGCUGUGGCUGUCAUCUCCAUUCUGGUGGCCAAGCUGUCCAUAGAGGAGACUGCUCAGCUCGGCACAGAUGUCUUCAUUAUGAAGCAGCUGCUGGCUAUUGUGCAGCAGAAAGCCAUGGUGGGGGUGGUGGACUCCACUCUGAAGUUUGCCCUGAGUGCUCUGUGGAACCUGACUGAUGAGAUGCCCACCGCUGCUCGUAAUUUCAUCGAAUGCCAGGGCCUGGAGCUGUAUGAGGAGGUUCUGGAGUCUUACUACGGAGAACCUUCCAUUCAGCAGAAACUUCUUGGCCUACUGAACAACAUAGCUGAGGUGGAGGUGUUACAGGCAGAUCUGCUGGACGAGGAUCUGCUGGAGCACAUCCUCAGCCUGUUGCAGGACUCCCAGGUGGAGGUGGGAGUUCGUUACUUUGCAGGGGGGAUCCUGGCCCAGCUCGCCUCCAGACCAGAGACCUGGACUCUGGGUGACGAGCUCCUUAGCACCAUAUUGAAGCAGCUGCAUGCUUCCAUAAUAACGUGGACCCAACUAGAGAGAGAAAUGGUCUCCUACAGGUCGUUCCAUCCGUUUUGUCCUCUGCUUCAGACUUUCCAGCCCUCAGGAGUGCAGCUGUGGGCAGUCUGGGCCAUACAUCUGGUGUGCAGUCAGAACACUUCACAUUACAGCAGCAUGCUGGAGAAGGAGGGCGUGACUGAACUUCUGAAGGCUUUGGCUGCACAUCCCAACACACACAGUGACAUUAAAGGACUAUCAGACAGCGUAUUGCAUAUGAUACAGCGACAUCAGAGUCGCUCAGGGCCCUCCAACAGCCAGAACUCUUGACAAAAGAGCAAAGAAAUAUAUUGCAUCUCAUUUAGUGUCUUUGAUCUGGACCUAAAAUGUACUAGAUGUGAAGUUACAGUAUUGAAGGACAGACAUUUCACGUCAGUCCUCUUGGAAUUUGAAUUUAAUGUGAUAAAUUCCAUGCAAUAUUUUAUACAAAGAGUAUGAUCAUUGGUUGUGGAAAGAUAUUUCCAUCAUUAUCUACUUAUAACUUAAACUUUAAAACUUUUAAAUUUAGUUUUAAAUCCUUUAAAAACUUAAGAAAUUAGGAUUAAGAUUAGUUUACAGAUCAUAGUGAAUGUCCUAACUACUAUUUGGCCCAUUCUGAGCUGUUAAGUUCAAAAGUGUUUGACAUUGAUGAAGUGUUCCAAAUAAACUGAAAUUAGAGAUCCUAAA